AUGGCCCAGGAGGACUCGAUUACCAAGAAGAUCACCCCCCAGGACGACGUGCGUCCGUCGCGUGACCAUGCCGCCGCCGAAGCCGACCUGCGCAAAGGCGACAUCCUCGCCAUCGACGCGACCCGCGACAUCACCAUCGCCGAGCACGACCUGAAGUUCUGGGACGCCGUGCGCCAGUAUCCCACCGCUGUCGCCUGGGCGCUGUUUUUCUGCAUUGCCGUCGUCAUGGCCGGCUUCGACGCCCAGCUCGUCACGUCCUUCUAUGCCAUGCCCGCCUUCCAGCAGCGCUUUGGCUACGAAUAUCAAGGGUCGUACAUCAUCUCUGCCCCGUGGCAGACGGCCUUGGGGAUGGGCAACCCCAUCGGCCAGAUUCUGGGCGCCCUCGCCUGCGGCUGGCCGCUCGAACGGCUUGGCCGCCGCUUGACGCUGGCCCUCUGCUGCUUGUGGUCCGUCGGCUUCGUCUUCGUCCAGUUCUUCUCCACCUCGAUUAGGAUGCUCUGUGCUGGAGAGAUACUGGGCGGGCUGGCUUACGGCUUCUACGUCGUUAUCGCCCCGACCUAUGCGUCAGAGAUCUGUCCGCUGGCGCUGCGCGGCGUCCUGACUGCUGCUGUGAAUCUGGCCUUUGUGAUCGGCCAGUUUGUCGCGCAAGGCUGCUCUGCCGGGUUCCAGAGCCGGCUUGACGAGUGGGCGUACAAGGCGCCCUUUGCUAUCCAGUGGGUCUGGCCGGCUGUGCUGCUCGUCGGGCUGAUCUUUGCGCCCGAAAGUCCAUACUGGCUGGUCCGCAAGGGCCGAAAGGAGGAUGCGCGUGCUGCGCUCAAGCGGCUCUCGUCUGCCAAAUACCGUCCGGAUAUUGACGCGCUCGUCAAUAUGAUUGAGCACACGGAUCUCCUCGAGCGGGAGAUCGAAGCGACGACGACGUACUUCGACUGCUUCAAGGGCGUGAACCUCUUUCGCACGGAGAUCUCGGUCAUGGUGUACCUGAUCCAGGUCAUCGGGGGAAACCCGCUAAUUGCGUAUGCAAACUUCUUUUUCGAAAUGGCCGGGCUGGACUCGACCGAGUCAUUCAACAUGGGCGUGGGCAACACCGCUCUGGGGUUCGUUGGAACCUGUCUCUCGUGGCUCUUAAUCUUAUACUUUGGCCGCCGAACUAUAUACAACACGGGCAUGAUCUUCAUGACGAUCAUCCUCUUCGUCAUCGGCUUCCUCGACUUUGGCCGCAACCAGUCGCCCGUCGUCUGGGCGCAGGCCUCGCUGAUGGACAUCUGGACCUUCAUCUACCAGAUGACCGUCGGCCCGGUGUGCUUCGUCAUCAUCUCCGAGAUCUCGGCGACGCGGCUGCGCGGGCGGACCAUCGCCAUCGCGACCGCAGUCCAGGCCCUCGCCAGCAUCGUCUUCACCGUCGCGAUGCCCUACAUGCUGAACAGCGACCAGGCGGACUGGCGCGGCAAGGCGGGCUUCCUUUUCGGUGCCAUCAAUCUGGUGUGUUACGGCUGGUGCUGGUUCCGACUGCCCGAGAGUCGGGGCCGCACGUUCGAGGAGCUCGAUAUUCUGUUCGAGAAGAAGGUCCCUCCGCGGCAGUUUGCUAGGUACAAUCUGUUGGAUGAUAGUCAUGUAUAG
Molecule: messenger RNA, 1617 nt
Organism: Rasamsonia emersonii CBS 393.64
Lineage: Eukaryota; Fungi; Ascomycota; Eurotiomycetes; Eurotiales; Trichocomaceae
Product: Maltose permease
Exons: 4
Coding region: 1-1617 (538 amino acids)
Biological process (GO): carbohydrate transport; transmembrane transport
Cellular component (GO): membrane
Molecular function (GO): carbohydrate:proton symporter activity
Source: RefSeq, a predicted model, not a curated record